Cynocephalus volans (Philippine flying lemur) is the source of this 873-nucleotide messenger RNA. It is a transcript of the gene KLHDC9, whose product is annotated as kelch domain containing 9. The record is from RefSeq and is a predicted model, not a curated record. The transcript has 3 exons. NCBI's taxonomy places the organism in Eukaryota, Metazoa, Chordata, Mammalia, Dermoptera, Cynocephalidae. Gene Ontology annotation, molecular function: cyclin binding. Bases 1 to 873 code for a protein of 290 amino acids.
AUGGCGGUGGCGGUGCCCCCGGGUCGGGCGGGGGGCUCGGGCUGGGCCUGGCGGCCCGUGGCGCAGGACGCGCUUCUAGCUCGGGCCUUCCAUUCAUGCACCGAAUUGCAGGGACGGUUGUAUCUGGUGGGGGGUCUCCCAGCAGGAGGAGCAAGAGAGCCCAGCAGGGAUACGGUGGUCUUCGACCCGGCUGGGGGCCAGGCCGUGCGACUGGGAGCCCGGGGCAGCCCCCAGCGCAGUCACCACGACGCGGCACCCGUGGGCGGGCGUUGGCUGUGCGUGGUGGGCGGCUGGGACGGGUCUCGCCGCCUGGCCACAGUGGCCGCGCUGGACACAGAGCGCGGAGUGUGGGAGGCGUGGACAGCGACCCCUAGCAACUGUCCCCCUGCCGGCCUCAGCAGUCACACCUGCACCCGCCUCUCGGACCGUGAGCUUCGGGUAGCUGGCCGAGAGGGCAGUGUCCGCACUCAGCGACGUUAUGGAAGCAUCUACACCUUAAGGCUGGACCCCAGCGCCCGCAGCUAUUGCUACAAGGAAGAAGGAUGCCACACAGUCUCACGCUCAGGUCACUGUGCUGCCCUGCUCCAAACUCCUGGACCCCACCCAGGUCAUCAGCUAUUGCUCUUUGGGGGUUGCAACUCAGCUGAACCAGAAGUAGCUGGGCUUUGGAGUCAUGGGAAGAUUAAGACAGUUUGUUCUUUCUCCCCGCAAGGAGGAACCACCUGUUGCCCCUCAUUUGAUGGAACAGCUUGCAAGGCUUGUGAGCAGUGGGCAGGGGUCCCGACAGGGGCCCCAGGGACUACGGCAUCACUCGUGUUCUGUGGUGGGGCCCUUUGCUGUGCUGUUUGGUGGAGAAACUCUGACCAGAGCUAG